Oncorhynchus keta (chum salmon) is the source of this 3041-nucleotide messenger RNA. It is a transcript of the gene grik1a, whose product is annotated as glutamate receptor, ionotropic, kainate 1a. Gene Ontology annotation, cellular component: kainate selective glutamate receptor complex; presynaptic membrane; postsynaptic membrane. The coding region runs from base 116 to 2854 and encodes 912 amino acids. The record is from RefSeq and is a predicted model, not a curated record. Gene Ontology annotation, biological process: synaptic transmission, glutamatergic; monoatomic ion transport; modulation of chemical synaptic transmission. Gene Ontology annotation, molecular function: kainate selective glutamate receptor activity; transmitter-gated monoatomic ion channel activity involved in regulation of postsynaptic membrane potential. The transcript is spliced from 19 exons. NCBI's taxonomy places the organism in Eukaryota, Metazoa, Chordata, Actinopteri, Salmoniformes, Salmonidae.
UGGGGGAGCAUCUAUUUAUCUUCCGAGGAAUGCCUGAAAUCUUCGAGGCGAUGGGGACUGUUCUCCGGAUUAUUCUCUGCAUGGAUCAGACUACGUGUUAUUUCACUCUAUCGGUAUGAUUAACGUAAAGUUGGAUUACGGGAGUAUGGAGAGGAGGAAGAGCCUGUUUCCCUGGCUGGUACUCUUCACGGUGCAGUUCAGCCGGAGUUCACAGCAAGUACUCAGAAUAGGUGGUAUCUUUGAGACUCGUGAGAGUGAGUUGGUGAGUGUAGAGGAGUUGGCGUUUAAGUUUGCAGUGAGCAACAUCAACAGGAACCGGACCUUAAUGCCCAACACCACUCUGACCUACGACAUCCAGAGAAUCAACCUCUUUGACAGCUUCGAGGCCUCCAGGAGAGUGUGUGACCAGUUGGCUCUGGGUGUAUCUGCAGUGUUUGGCCCGUCCCACAGCUCCUCAGUCAGUGCUGUCCAGUCCAUCUGUAACGCCCUGGAGGUACCUCACAUCCAGACGCGCUGGAAACACCCGUCAGUGGACAACAGAGACACAUUUUACAUCAACCUCUACCCAGAAUACACUGCAAUCUCCAGAGCCAUACUGGACAUAGUGACUUUCUUCAAGUGGAAGAGCCUAACAGUGGUCUACGAGGAUAGCACAGGUCUGAUGCGGAUGCAGGAGUUGAUCAAGGCUCCGUCUAAGUUGAACCUGAAGAUCAGGAUACGCCAGCUUCCACCUGGAGAGAUUGAUGCCAGACCUCUUCUGAAGGAGAUGAAGAAAGACAAAGAGUUCUAUAUCUUGUUUGACUGCUCCUACCGGACCUCCGCAGAGAUACUCAAACAGCUCUCGUCGAUGGGAAUGAUGACAGAAUACCAUCACUUCUUCUUCACUACAUUGGAUCUGUUUGCGUUAGACCUGGAGCCGUACCGCUACAGUGGGGUGAAUAUGACAGGUUUCAGGCUGUUGAAUAUAGACGACCCGUAUGUGGCUUCCACCAUGGAGAGGUGGUCUCUGGAAAGGCUUCAGGCUCCACCUAAACAGGAGAGUGGAUUAAUGGAGGGAGUUAUGACGACGGAGGCGGCGUUGAUGUAUGACGCGGUGUUCAUGGUUGCCGUGGCGUCACAGCGAGCCACUCAGAUGACGGUCAGCUCCCUGCAGUGUCACCGACACAAACCCUGGCGUUUCGGACCUCGCUUCAUGAACCUCUUCAAAGAGGCCCAGUGGGAUGGUCUGACAGGUCAUAUAGUCCUCAAUAAGACAGAUGGGCUGAGGAGAGACUUCGACUUGGACAUCAUCAGUCUGAAGGAAGAUGGCACGGCCAGGGGCUUUGUUGAAGGAUCCAGUCGUCUCACUAAAAGGUGGAGCAAGAUUGCGGUGUGGAACUCCUACACGGGUUUGAACCUUACAGAGACCAGCAGGGAUAAAACCAACAAUGUGACGGACUCUAUGGCCAACAGGACACUGAUCGUUACUACUAUAUUGGAAAACCCUUAUGUGAUGUUUAAGAAGUCAGACAGGGAGCUGUCCGGUAACGACCGGUUCGAGGGCUACUGCCUGGACCUGCUGAAGGAGCUGUCCAACAUCCUGGGGUUCACCUACGAGGUCAAACUGGUGUCUGAUGGGAAGUAUGGUGCACAAAACGAUAAGGGGGAAUGGAACGGCAUGGUCCGAGAGCUCAUCGACCACAUAGCUGAUCUGGCAGUAGCCCCUCUGACCAUCACAUAUGUGAGGGAGAAGGUGAUAGACUUCUCUAAGCCCUUCAUGACUCUGGGCAUCAGUAUCCUGUACAGGAAACCCAACGGCACCAACCCCGGGGUGUUCUCCUUCCUCAACCCCCUGUCGCCUGACAUCUGGAUGUACGUACUACUGGCCUGCACCGGAGUGAGCUGCGUCCUGUUUGUCAUCGCCAGGUUUACUCCCUACGAGUGGUACAACCCUCACCCCUGCAACCCCUCAUCAGAGUUGCUAGAGAAUAAUUUCACCUUACUCAAUAGUUUCUGGUUCGGAGUGGGAGCUCUCAUGCAGCAAGGGUCAGAGUUGAUGCCUAAGGCCUACUCCACCCGUAUAGUAGGAGGUAUCUGGUGGUUCUUCACCCUGAUCAUCAUCUCCUCCUACACGGCCAACCUGGCUGCCUUCCUCACCGUGGAGAGGAUGGACGCCCCCAUCGACUCGGCUGACGACCUGGCUAAACAGACCCGUAUAGAAUACGGAUCAGUCAGGGACGGGUCCACCAUGACCUUCUUCAAGAAAUCUAAGAUCUCCACCUAUGAGAAGAUGUGGGCGUUUAUGAGCAGCAGGAAGAACACAGCUCUGGUGAAGAACAACAGAGAGGGGAUCACCAGGGUGCUGACCACAGACUACGCUAUGUUGAUGGAGUCCACCAGCAUAGAGUACAUCAGUCAGAGGAACUGUAACCUCACGCAGAUAGGAGGACUCAUAGACUCCAAGGGCUACGGAGUGGGAACACCAAUAGGCUCCCCUUACAGAGACAAGGUGACCAUCGCCAUCCUGCAGCUCCAGGAAGAAGGGAAGCUUCACAUGAUGAAGGAGAAGUGGUGGAGAGGGAACGGUUGUCCUGAGGAGGACAACAAAGAAGCCAGCGCGUUGGGCGUGGAGAACAUCGGUGGCAUCUUUAUCGUCCUGGCGGCUGGACUCGUCCUGUCUGUCUUCGUAGCCAUCGGAGAGUUCAUCUACAAGGCCAGGAAGAACUCUGACAUAGAGGAGGCCUUUUGUUUCUUCUACGGGGUUCAGUCCCGCCAGUUCCAGCGCCGUGACAGCGCCUCCUCCUCCUCUGCCACCUCUCUGUCCACUGACCUGGAGAGUGGUCGGCUGCUGGGGGACGAUGAUGACAUAGAGUAGCCUCCCCAACCCCCCCAGCCCUGCCCAGGCUAUAGCCUCCGCCACACACACGCUAGAAGUUUAGUGUGUCUCUUUUAGCUCUGUCAUGGAGGAGCUGGGUAUCUCCCUGCGCUGUCACAAAACCAUCAGGCGAAGGUCACGACCCCGGGGACGGUCUGGAUUGGCCAGCGUCCUUUGUCACCCCAAA